Messenger RNA from Peromyscus leucopus (white-footed mouse), 551 nucleotides. RefSeq names its product small integral membrane protein 17-like. The transcript has 3 exons. NCBI's taxonomy places the organism in Eukaryota, Metazoa, Chordata, Mammalia, Rodentia, Cricetidae. The record is from RefSeq and is a predicted model, not a curated record. The coding region runs from base 28 to 357 and encodes 109 amino acids.
UGGCAAGGCCCGCCUCCUCCCGAGGAGAUGCAGGGCCUCGGGCCUGAGCAGGUACAGGGACUGCUACCUCCGGACGGCAGGGCCUGGGAGAAUCCAUGCCCACCCACCUUCCCCAAGGACUGGGAGGCUGUGGAUGUCGGGGCCUUGAGCUGCGACAGCGAUGAGAAAGAUGUGUCUUCUCAAGACACUGGGCUGUCUCUGGACUGGAGUUCAUUGGAUGAAGACGAUGAGUCAGAGGACUCCCAGGGCUUUAUGGAGUGGUCCAGAGCUCCACAGCAAACAACCAUUGUGUUGGUAGUAUGUGUGCUGUUCUUAUUUUUGGUUUUAACUGGGAUGCCCAUGAUGCUCCACAUUUAACUAUCACAGUAGCUGCUGUAUGGAAAUGUAAGCCCGGUGUCACUUAAGGAACUGUCCUAGCUGGAAACCAGGAAUGGGUAUGGAACAUUAUGAAGUAUCUUUCAAACAUCCGUUGAGAUGAGUUUAGUAUGAUCUUUAAUUUAUUUUACAGAUUUAUUUUUAAUUAUGUUUGUCUCUGUGUGUAUGUGCUUUGU